AUGAAUAAAAGUCAUUUUUUAUAUAUCAUUUUUUGUGUGUGUGAUUAUUUGUUAUAUACAAUUCAAAACAAUUCUGUAGCAUGUAGAAAGUUAACAAGGUACUGCAUACUUUCGACAAACUUAAAUAUUAACUGUAUUUCAUUAAUAAAAAUAGGCGGUUAUUUAUUUCAAUAUCUUUGUUUUGCAAUUAAUACCAUUAAAAAUGUGCAAUUAAAAAAGAAAAGUAAAUCUUGUUGUAAAUAUGAGUGUACUAAAAUGAUGGAGGAAAUUGCUAAUACCUGAUGAAAAUAAGAAUUACAAUAAAGAAUUCAAUGGCAAGAAAUCAUGAAAAACAUUAUGGAAAACUUAAUCGUUUAAUACUCUGGAAAGAGAAAGAAGAAUAUGAAAAAAAGCAUCCUCCUAGACCUAGACUUGAUAUACUUGACACACCUGAAGAAAUUAAGAAAUGGCUUCCCAGUAUAAAAGCAGACCUUGAGUUUUAUUUAAAGAAAUCUCAAGUUACUUGUUAUUCUGAUGAACAUAUUGAAGAAUGUAAAGUAAAAGUUAACAAUCUAGAAAAGGAAUACAAAUCCUUUGUGCGUAAAAUUGCUAAACUAACUCCAGGAAAAUUAAAUGCGGUUCCUUGGACAAACCGGCCAUAUAAAAGAAAAAACGAUGAUAUUGCUGAAGACCAGAGUUCAAAAAAAGAAUUUGUUCCUAUUUCAACUCCUAUUCUUGAUCAAGAAAAAGAACUAGUGCAAGAAACCACCUUGCCUUUGCCAAAUUUACCUCUAAUGAAUGAACCUUUGGUAUUUGCUUUUGAUAAAGAAACUAACUCAGUUCAAACAAAUUCACAAACAGUGAAAUGUACAGAUUUUGAAACAAAUGCCACUGAUACUGAUAAAAACUAUACUCCUAAAAAAGUCACUUGCACGAACUAUGUGGAAACAAAGAAUGAUGUUGCCAUUGUUCAUCAAAAAAUGAAUGCAUCUAAUUUAGUAAAUUAUGAUUAUUCAUCAGACAGUGAUAGUUAAUUUUUAAAUAAACUUUUAAUGUA
Messenger RNA from Argiope bruennichi, 1036 nucleotides. RefSeq lists its product as uncharacterized. NCBI's taxonomy places the organism in Eukaryota, Metazoa, Arthropoda, Arachnida, Araneae, Araneidae. Bases 282 to 1013 code for a protein of 243 amino acids. The transcript is spliced from 6 exons. The record is from RefSeq and is a predicted model, not a curated record.